UAGGAAGCUGUUAAAACCUUAUCCCAAACCAUUGCAAGCUCCAAAUCGAAAGAAAGCACAGUGUGGAACAGGAUUCAUUCGAUCAGCUGAGGAUUGUAAAAGAGGCAUCACCUGAAAGGUGAUCACAGCGACAGAAAGCAGUAAUUGAAUAAGUUACUCAGUAACUAUUGAGAUGGAACCGCAGAAGAGAACCGUGGAGGAAGAAUUGAAAAAAUUAUUCCAUGCAUUUAAAGUGCAGUUGAUGGCUGUGAUCUCCAAUAACAACUUAAAUUCUGAAAAGUGGCCCAUCUUUAUGGGACUCACUGAUAAAACCAAGACCUUGAAAUGUCUGAAGUCAACUACUGGUGACCCUCAGCUAGAGAUAGAGGAAUGCAACAUCAUGGAUCUUUACAAAGGCACUAAGGAACUGAGGGAAUUUACUUUCCAUGGUGUCAUUCUCAGUAAAACAACUUGCUCCUUUGAAUCUGCAGAAUUCCCUGGUUGGUUCUUAAGUACCUCAAUUCACCCAAACAUGCCUGUUGGUCUUUGUAAACUAGGAGGUACUAGGAUAAUUUUAUUUCAUAGUGUAAAAAUUCCUUCCCCUCCAAAAUAAAAUUUUUGAAUAAAGAGGAAGGCAGUAGCGCAGGGCUGUCACCAGCGUAUUUUGUAUGUAGUAGAAUGAAGCUUUAGUCAUGAUAAAAUAAGCAAUAAUAAUGAUUUGAUUAAAAAAUGAAAUAUCUGAAUGUGAGUAAAUUCAGGAUUGCCCUCUUAGUGUUGUUUUAUUUCUGAUCUCCAAGGAGCAUGGAAGAUGUAACAUGGCAGUGCUGAUGGAAGAGGUGAAGCUAAAGUUGAUCUCUUGUCUGUAACACAACCUGGAUGCAUUUAGUUUUGAUUCAAUAAGAACGGGGGGCGGGGGGAACCUGAAAUAAAAACCAGCAUUUUAUUGUCAUUUCAGCAUUUUGUUGCCAAGUUUCAAUAAUGUCACUUGAAGAAACUCCAGGGGCUGGGAUCUAUCCUUAGAUCUUCUUUUAGAUUCAGGUAGAAAACGUGUAAGGAGCAGAAGGCUGCAUGGAGGCUGUUCUUCUCACAGUUAAUUGGCACUUGGUAGGAAGGAAAUAUUUUGAGCAAGACAAUAAGGAAUGUUAUACCCUUGAAUACCGUUAUCAUGGUAAAGCCCCUGACUGAUAUUUUUCUUUCUUGGAGAACAAGAAAAUGGAGAAAUCCUUCAAUUUUAUAGUUUGUCUCUCCAGCUCCCAAAUGAGCUACUGUAUAUACUCGAGUAUAAGCCUAGUUUUUCAGCCCACUUUUUGGGCUAAAAAAAGCCGCCUCGGCUUA
This is a messenger RNA of Thamnophis elegans (Western terrestrial garter snake), 1314 nucleotides long. RefSeq names its product interleukin-36 receptor antagonist protein-like. The record is from RefSeq and is a predicted model, not a curated record. Gene Ontology annotation, molecular function: cytokine activity. Lineage: Eukaryota; Metazoa; Chordata; Lepidosauria; Squamata; Natricidae. The transcript has 4 exons. The coding region runs from base 173 to 592 and encodes 139 amino acids. Gene Ontology annotation, biological process: cellular response to lipopolysaccharide; inflammatory response to antigenic stimulus; cytokine-mediated signaling pathway.